This is a messenger RNA of Stylophora pistillata, 2838 nucleotides long. RefSeq names its product tRNA endonuclease ANKZF1. Gene Ontology annotation, biological process: ERAD pathway. NCBI's taxonomy places the organism in Eukaryota, Metazoa, Cnidaria, Anthozoa, Scleractinia, Pocilloporidae. Gene Ontology annotation, molecular function: protein binding. The record is from RefSeq and is a predicted model, not a curated record.
UUCAAGAUGGUGGCGAAGUAAGCUCGAAGUUGACAAUUUGUAAUAAUUAUUUCUGGUUAUAGAUCGUAAACAAAGACAAUGUUGUGCUAACUACAUCAUAGAGUAGUUGGUACCAGCAGAAAAAAGACAAGUAAGAGUUGAUGACUAGAAAUCAGACCGUGCCACAGUUUUACGUGUAGUCACCAAGAAUAGGUUUUGGUGACGAAAGAUGGUGGUGCAAUGCGGGGGAGGGACCGACACAUAAGCGAUAGUGAUUCUAAGAUUUAUUUACAGUUCGAUAAGGAAGGGACAGAUAUUAAACCACAUCGAUUCGACUGCUCUCUGGGUCGAAUUCUUUAGGAAGUCUUUGGUACGUUAGAUUAAUGGCGUCUAAAGCAAAGUCGUCCACGGUGUCGCUUUUUGACCAAGAACCAAUAAGUGAUUUGUUACGAAAUGUUCGCAUUGUCGGCAAAGAUCUCAGAAGUGGAGUCAGCGAUGAGAAACAAGAGCAAGUGGUUGAAAAGAAGCAUGAUAGCAAAAAUGAGUUAUGUGCUGGAGAGAAACUUGGAAUGAGAUGUUCUGUGUGCCGAGUUGCUUUUGACUCUGUUGAAUUUCAGAGAGAGCAUUUCAAGUUAGAUUGGCAUAGAUUUAACUUGAAACAGAAACUUCUGGACAAGCCUAUUCUGUCAGAGGAGGCAUUUGAGGAAACUAUUUCUGGUGAAGUAUCAAGUAUUUCUGGUUCUGACAGUGAUACAGACAAUGAUGGUGGUGACCUGAUGUUAGAGUCAAGUCAGCACAGCAAACUUUCCUUGAAUGGUCUCCUGCCUUUUAACACUCCUGGAUGGAGGGAGAACAUCCCAACCACUCCAGAAGAAACAUUGUCAAUAUUCACAAGUUUAACAAAGGAAUGCUACUGGGUUGUGUUGAUGACUGCUGGUGGACAUUUUGCUGGAGCGGUUUUUAAAGGAAAGGAGGUUUUGACCCACAAAACGUUCCAUAGAUACACAGUCAGAGCAAAACGAGGAACAGCCCAGAGUGCCAGAGACUCACAGCAAGGCGGGAAGCAACCAAAGUCUGCAGGGGCUAGUUUAAGGAGGCAUAACGAAGCUGCCCUCUUACAGGAGGUUCAGGAUCUCCUCGAGGCGUGGUCACAGCACGUGGAAAAGUGCCACCGCAUUUUCAUUCGAACACCAACUUAUAACAAAGCGAUGUUCUUCGGAGGAAGGAAACCACCUUUCAAGAAAGAUGAUGCGCGUAUCAGAACGAUCCCGUUCGUAACUAGAAGACCGACAUUUAACGAAGUGAAGCGAGUUCAUCAGGAGUUAUCCACUGUGCAGUUAUUAGGGAAGGACAGUGAUGCAGACCUUCAAGACGUUCUGAAGAAUUUGACUCUUGAUAAACCAAAAGAAAAAUUGCCAGAGGUUAAUGGCGAUGAUAAAAUUCGUUCUUGGCAAGCGAGUCAAAUGGUCGUCAGCAACGAUGAAGUAACAAUUGAUCCACAGGAAAGAAUCAUUUUACCUGAACACAGUGAUAAAGGUCCGCCUGGUUUAGGUUCCACGACCAAACUCCAAGAAGCUUCUAAGAAAACAAAAAAGAAGAAAGCAAAGGUUAUCAAGAAGGAGUCUAUUGAUGGGCUUCAAAAUGCAGAAGUUUCUCCAAGGCAACGCUUAUGGAAUCGGCUUUACUGUGCUAUUGUGUCUGCAAACAUAGGAGUGAUUUCUUUAAUUCUUGAUAUGAGCACCCGAGGUGACAUAGAAGGUUGUAUAAACACUGAGUCAACUAGCGUACUUCAGGAGACAGACGAGCGUAUGGACAAAACUGCCAAGUCUGGUGUGUCACAAUUUGAAAAUAACGAUUCAGUAUCACAAGGGGAUGAAGAAAUUAAGACUCGUGAAAGACACAGGUGUGAUCUAUAUGUGCACACCGGUGAUGAUUUGAAAAAUGAUUCAAAUAUUAACGGUGUAAAAUGCACGGAAGCUGAUGUAAACGAGGAUUUGGCAAGUUCAGGGAUCAAUAGCGAACGUGAAGGUUCUCCAUCGAGGAACGGAGAAAUGUCGUCUGCGAGGAUUUCGGAUGUUAUCAAUGAACAGUUUGGCGAAGGAGGUGACACGCUUCUUCACGUAGCAGCACGCUCAUCGCGAACGGAAAUCGUGCUGCGGUUGCUGGAGUGUGGUGCUGAUCCUGCUGUGAAGGAUGAAAAGGGGAGAACUUCAUACGCUGUCGCCGGCAACAAAGACACUCGGAAUGAAUUCCGUCGGUUUAUGGCUAGCUAUCCAGAUCGUUAUGACUAUGUCAAAGCACAGAUCCCAAGUGCACUUACACCAGAAAUGGAAAAUGAAAAGGAGAAACGAAAUGCAGAAAGAAAGAAAGCGCAGAAAAAGGCACAAAAACAAAGGGCCAAGGAACAAAAGGCUAUUGAGCGGAUGAAGGAAGAGGAAGAAAAAGAAAAGAGAGCGUAUCAAGCUUUGAGUGACCGAGAAAAGCGGGCCCUCGCUGCUGAGAAAAGAUUCGCUCAACAACAGGCAGCCAAACAAGCCGGAAUAACCAGCAGCUGUGCGUGGUGUAGUAAAAGCCUGGUGGGUCAGGUUCCCUUUGAGCGCCUCGCGUAUAAGUACUGCAACACAGCGUGUGUGAAGAAUCACAGAUUGGACAUGGAAUCAGAACAAAGAUAGCAGGGCGUAGGCAGCGAAUGAGCCUUACUUAUUCCAAAAAAAUUCUGUGACCUGAAAAUAACCUUCUGUCAUUAUUGAUGUAUAAUUCUCGAAAGAGUUUCACAGUGAGGAACAAGAGUGUUUGAAAACGAAAAUCAAGUCUCUAAGUUGGCUCUCCCUCCCCCUUCCCCCCCCCCUCCCCGAGGUA